GCCUAAGAGUUCGCUCAGCCCCUUUCCACGAGCCCGGGCUCGCCAGGGACUCUGAGACUCGCGGGAGGGUCACCUCUGCCGUAACUAAGCUGACCGCCUUCUUUUCACUCACGACGCCAUUGAAGCGAAACGUGGAGCACUCCUGGGCCUUUCGGGAACGCGGUGGGAAGAAGGCCGGACUAGGGUGGGUGGGGCCAGAUCAUGACCCGGAAGCAGAACUGACUCCCGCAGGCAGAGUGCUGGGAAGCGGCGGCGGCGACCGCAGCGGUAGAAGCAGGAAUUUAUCUGUGUGCAGCCCCAAACUGGGAAGAAGAUGCUUAUUAAAGUGAAGACGCUGACGGGAAAGGAGAUUGAGAUUGACAUUGAACCCACAGACAAGGUGGAGCGAAUCAAGGAGCGUGUGGAGGAGAAAGAAGGAAUCCCCCCACAACAGCAGCGGCUCAUCUACAGCGGUAAACAGAUGAAUGAUGAGAAGACAGCAGCUGAUUACAAGAUCCUAGGUGGUUCAGUCCUCCACCUGGUAUUGGCUCUGAGAGGAGGAGGUGGUCUUAGGCAAUGAUGGACCCUCCCUCCAUUUUACCUCCUUUACCCUGUCGGUCAGAAUGAGACAUCAUCUAUCCUCUCACAGCCUGGGACACCAGAGCCACUGACCCCUCUCCUGGAUGCCCAGUCUUGUGUGUCUACUGGUGGGAGACUGUGAGGACCCCAGGAUGCAUUGUUCCUGGCCCAAAAGGCCCUACCUGGCAAUUGGGUUUUAGUUUGCAGUCCUGUGUGCUUCCCUCUCAUGGCUAUGUCCCAUUGUCAAUAAAAUAUUUCUUGGCCUCCUGGAAAAAAAAAAAAAAAAAAAAAAAAG
Talpa occidentalis (Iberian mole) is the source of this 853-nucleotide messenger RNA. Its product is annotated as NEDD8. Gene Ontology annotation, molecular function: protein tag activity; ubiquitin protein ligase binding. The record is from RefSeq and is a predicted model, not a curated record. Bases 314 to 559 code for a protein of 81 amino acids. Lineage: Eukaryota; Metazoa; Chordata; Mammalia; Eulipotyphla; Talpidae. Gene Ontology annotation, biological process: regulation of proteolysis; modification-dependent protein catabolic process; protein neddylation. Gene Ontology annotation, cellular component: cytoplasm; nucleus. The transcript has a single exon.